Molecule: messenger RNA, 2445 nt
Organism: Plenodomus lingam JN3
Lineage: Eukaryota; Fungi; Ascomycota; Dothideomycetes; Pleosporales; Leptosphaeriaceae
Source: RefSeq, a predicted model, not a curated record
AUGCAUACUACAGUCUCUCUUUCUCCUGUGCCUGUGUAUACCUCUACCAGUGUGAGGUGGGUAUGCGAGUUGUGGUGCUACGUACAAAGUGGAAAGUCGCCCGUCCUCCAGUACGGGCUUUCAGCCUGUCUUGAACUUCGACGACCAGCCUACCGUGCUUGCCAUCUCUUGCACUUUUCACCUCAAUCGACCCCAGCACCACCACCCCUCUCCGAACACUCGACACCCGCCGGCCUCUUUCUCGGACAAAGCGCGACAAUACCUACGAGUGUUGCGCGGUCCAGUCUUCUGCAUGAGCUUGCAUCGUCGCUCUCCCAAAUCUCAGUCUCCAAGCGCAUCUCAGUGUCAACACGGACCGGCCAGAGGAACAGAAGUGUGUAUGCCGAGACACGGAGAUUGCCAAAGGAACGCAGCGGAAUUCCGAGUGCAAUGGCUGCAGCAUCAUCGCCGGCUCUGCCGCCUACUUCAGUUGCGCAAGCAUCGGUCGCUGUAGAGCAGUCGGAUCGCAUGAGCUCCGGCAACGCUCCACAUCGCCACGCCUCGCCGAACGCAGCUCAACAUCGCUCGAUACCUUCGUUCAGUAUCAACGAGCAUGCUGAUUCAAUAGCCGGGGGGCGAGACUCGAGACAAUCGGGGUCAUCAGACAUUCCAAGCUCCAACGGGCACUCGAGAACACCUUCAAGAGAAUCACCAGAGUGGGAAGACGAGGGGAAUGCUGGAAAUUCCUUUGCCGUGACCAAGGAAAUACCAUUGAGGCAAUUGCAAAUCAACGACGGAGCCUACCGCAGCAGAUAUUCUCACACUGCAGAGAUGGACACGGCACACUUACAAGAUGGACACGAUGGCUCCAUGUACAGUCCCACGGAUCGACAGCACGCCGUAGAUUACAGUCAACCGCCGACACCUCCGGCGCGCAUCUAUACCCCCCGCGAAGACGUCCAGUCACCAACCGGAGACCCCGAGCGUUUCUCCAAUGGCGGCUCCCCGAAUCCAUAUCGGUAUGCACAGGAUGCGCCACUUCAAGUUCCGCGUAGCACGGUUCCCAGACCCAGCUCUGCCUACACGUUGGGUUCGGAACUCAAUGCACGAGGUCGCACGCACUCCCCGCGCCUCUCGAUCGGCGGAUCUCCGUCAUCUCAAGGAUCGCCCAACAGCUAUGCGCGUCCAACCUCGAGAAAUCGCCGCUCGCCUGAUGUUCGGCCUCUUUCUACGUAUGUGGAUCUCAUCAACUUGCCUUACAACCAGCAGGUUGCUCCUGCUGCCAACUUUGGACAUGCGUCUUUACGAGGCGCGGUUGGCCAAAACGCGUCGCUCCUAGAUACGAAAAAGACUCUUGACAUGUACCGAGGCAAUCUUAAGAAGACACAAGAUAGUGCUGUGCAGUAUGAGUUUGCUCUCUUCAUGGUGCAGGUUGCACGCGACGUCAUGGCGUCGGGGGCCGGUCCUGAGGAGCAUGGUCUUGUGCCCUCGGACCUGCUACGGGAAGCACGACUGAUUCUCCAGCGAUUAGCCGAUCGCAGCUAUCCGUUUGCACAAUAUUACCUCGCUGAUGGCUAUGCAUCUGGCUUGUUUAAUAAAGAUAAGCCCGAUUAUGACCGGGCAUUUCCCCUCUUCGUUGCUGCUAGUAAGCACGGCCAUGCAGAAUCUGGUUACCGCACUGCGCUAUGUUAUGAGUUUGGUUGGGGAUGCCGUAAAGAUUACGCCAAAGCAGUGCAAUUCUUUCGAGCGGCCGCGUCCAAAAACCAUCCUGGAGCUGCGACACGUUUGGGCAAGGCCUGUCUAACAGGAGAUAUGGGACUCCAGGGCAAAUAUCGAGAGGGUGUGAAGUGGCUCAAACGCGCCUCGGAAUCCGCCGACUUCCAGUACAAUAAUGCACCCUAUGAGCUGGGGCUGCUUCACGAGACCGGUUACGGAGAUGACAUCUUCAAAGAUGAGAUAUAUGCAGUGCAGCUGUUCACACAGGCUGCAGAGCUCGGACACCCAUUGGCUGCGUUGAAACUGGGCGAGGCAUACGAACAUGGCCUUUUGCGGUGCCCCAAGGACGCGGCUCUUUCUGUACACUACUACAACUGCGCUGCCCAGGCCGACAUCCCAGAAGCUAUGAUGAAUCUUUGUGCCUGGUACAUGGUCGGGGCUGAGCCGGUGUUGGAGAAGGACGAGAAUGAGGCCUACGAGUGGGCCAAGAAGGCUGCGGAGCAUGGUCUCCCAAAAGCCGAAUACGCUUGCGGAUAUUUUACAGAGAUGGGCAUCGGUUGUCGACGGGAUACUCUUGCGGCAAACGUCUGGUACGUCAAAGCUUGCGACCAUGGCGAUGAGCGAGCACGACAACGCCUGGCGAUUAUUCAAGCUGCAGCCUCUGGCCAGGAGCAGGCUCCACAACCGCUUGAAAAUGGAAAGCUAAAAAAGGGGUCCAAGAGCAAGGACGAAAGUUGCGUGGUCAUGUAG